This is a messenger RNA of Parasteatoda tepidariorum (common house spider), 1868 nucleotides long. It is a transcript of the gene Ppcdc, whose product is annotated as phosphopantothenoylcysteine decarboxylase. NCBI's taxonomy places the organism in Eukaryota, Metazoa, Arthropoda, Arachnida, Araneae, Theridiidae. Gene Ontology annotation, molecular function: FMN binding; phosphopantothenoylcysteine decarboxylase activity. Gene Ontology annotation, cellular component: phosphopantothenoylcysteine decarboxylase complex. Gene Ontology annotation, biological process: coenzyme A biosynthetic process. The record is from RefSeq and is a predicted model, not a curated record.
UCUAUACAUUAACAAAAUAAAAAAGCUGCAAGCUAAUUUAGUAGUUGUGCAACUGAUGUGCGUUCAGGCCUUUGUUUUGUUUUUGAUAGUUUUUUCCUGGUUUUCGCUAAUGGUUCCUUCAUUUAUUUCUAGUAAUUAACGCACUUUUAUAAUUUGAAGCUAAACAUAUUAUGGAGCCUUGUGAAAAACUUCAUGUUCUGAUUGGAUGUACAGGAAGUGUAGCCAGUAUAAAGUUACCUGAACUUUUAAAGAGCCUUUUAAAACAAGCAAUUGAUGGUAGACAUAUGGAAUUAAAGGUGAUAGCCACAAAACAUGCUUUCCACUUCAUACCCAUGAAAGAAAUGCCCGAAAAUGUCCCAGUUUAUUCAGAUGAUGAUGAAUGGGCUACCUGGAAAGAAAUGUCCGAUCCAGUUCUUCAUAUCCAACUACGGCGUUGGGCUGAUGCUCUUAUUGUAGCCCCACUAGAUGCUAAUACUUUGGCUAAAAUGGCUAAUGGCAUAUGUGACAAUCUUCUCACGUGCACCAUCAGAGCUUGGGAUCGCCUAAAACCACUGUUUUUCUGUCCUGCCAUGAACACAUACAUGUGGGACCACCCACUUACGGCAAAACAUGUCAAAACUUUAAAAGAGUUGGGUUAUUUUGAGAUACCUUGUGUUGCCAAAAGAUUGGCUUGCGGUGAUGUUGGUUAUGGUGGUAUGGCAGAAGUUGGGACAAUAGUUAAUGAAGUUGUGACUCGAAUGUUCAGUUGUUGAAGUUGUUUUUCUGAAGCGAAAAUUUAUAUAGAUUUUAUACAAUGAUGUUUUUUUAGUACAUUUUGAGAUUUUAUAUGGUUUUUUAUAAUGUGAAUCAUGUUAUCCUUACUUUGUAUUUGCAGCUGUAUUAUCAGUAUGUAUUUAACAUUUUCAAAGUUUAUGAUUAUGAUUUGUGUAAAAAUGUGUCUAUAUUUCUCUAAUAUAGAUAAUGUAUACAAGUAUAUUUAUUUUAACUCGUGUUUAUUCAUAUAUGUUUCUUAUUACUAUGAAACCUCAGUAAAGGGGACACCUUCAGGACUUAAGAUGUUCAAUUAGGAGACCCUGUACAAACCCUCAGAACUGAAAAUGGUUCAUUUAGACGAUCAACAAGCUUAUUGAGAUGCAUAAAGUUCUAAAAUGUUUUAUUUAAAUUAACAUAAUGAUUAAAAAAAAUUUAGAAUGAGAAACAAGGAAAGGCAUUAAUAUUUAUUUAAACUUUAUAAAUUAAAAUGAGUAAUAUGGAAAGAGAAUAGCUAAGAGUACAAGCUACUAAGUACUACUAGCUUAAUUCAUUUACCAUAUAUCCAACAAGAUAAAAAGAUCUGCUAAAAGUUUAUUUUAAAUUAUUUACCUUGACAAUUCUUUGAGACAAUUUCUAUAAUGUUUGGUGUCCAUUGGGUUGGAAUGUUCACAAGCUGAGGUUUCUCCGUAUUUAUCAUAGUGUUUUUGAAAUGUAAACUUAUAGGAUUGUAUUAUUCAUUUUUGUUUAUCUCUUUAGCUGUUCGCUAAAUUCUUAUUUUAUGUUUAUUGUACCUGAUUUAGUUUUCUGUUGUUCUGUUUCUUUUUAACUUUCACUUUUAUUUUUUCAUGAGUACUGAUAAGAAUUGUAUGCAAAUAUCAAUUAUAAGAUUAUUAUUGGGAAGACAUUUUACAUGGAUUGUUUAGAAUAUCUUGAAACAAGAUAUCAUUUUUCUAGGUUCAAUUUUUAAAAUUGUUUCUUUUAAAAACUGCCAACUAAGUGCCAUAUAUAAUAUUUAAUUGUCUAUAACUGAAUAUAUGUAUCUGUUGUUAUGAGAAUAAGAAUAUAUAUUUAUUAUAAAUAAUGUAUGAAUAAAAUAAAUAAAUAUUUUAAAGGUA